AUGGCACUAUCGACACAUUUCGCCCUACCUUACAUCUCUUAUGCCUUUGGCACUAUAUUCUUGGGCUUCGGCAUCAACGCCAUCGUCCGUCCUGCACACGGCCUCACAUUCUUCGAAAUGUCGCCGCCCAAGGACCCCGCCAGCGCCAAAGUCGUCAACGCGCUGAUGGUGGUCUAUGGCGUCCGGGACAUUUUCAUGGGCCUCGCAAUCUACGCCGCCACGUAUUACGGUGCACGAGAAGUGCUGGGGUGUAUUCUGAUAUCUGUGUUUUUGGUCGCCGCGGUUGACGGUUGGGUCUGCCUGCACUUUGUCGGUCACGGACAGAACAACCACUGGAGCUACGCGCCUAUGCUGGCGGCAGUCGGCGCAGUCUUGCUAGGUUUUGCGGACCAUAGUUCUUGA
This is a messenger RNA of Exophiala oligosperma, 402 nucleotides long. RefSeq lists its product as uncharacterized. The transcript has a single exon. NCBI's taxonomy places the organism in Eukaryota, Fungi, Ascomycota, Eurotiomycetes, Chaetothyriales, Herpotrichiellaceae. The record is from RefSeq and is a predicted model, not a curated record. The coding region runs from base 1 to 402 and encodes 133 amino acids.